AUGGCCUCAGCUGAAACUGCUGGCCUCUUAAACAAUCAGCGUGAGAUCGUCCGCCAAUUAGCAGACUUCCCUGAAAACAUUUGGGCUGAUCGUAUCGCUUCAUUUACUCUGGAUAAGCAGGGAUAUGAAAUGUAUGCCAAAGAAAUUGAAAUGUUAAAGGAAGAAGUGAUGAGCAUGCUUUUGGAAACUGAAAAACCCAUGAUGGAAAAAUUCCAUCUUAUAGACAAAAUUGAACGGCUUGGCAUCUCGCAUCAUUUCGAGGACAAGAUUGAGCAGCAGCUACAAGAACUUUUUUAUACUUAUCCCAACUUUCAGGAGCAUCCAGAGUGUGAUUUAUUGACUGCAGCACUUCAAUUCCGACUAUUCAGGCAACAUGGUUUUAAUAUCUCUUGUGGCAUCUUGGACCAAUUCAUUGAUGAUAAUGGUAAGUUUAAGGAAUCCUUAUGUGAAGACAUAAGGGGUCUGCUAAGUCUGUAUGAAGCUGCUCACAUCAGAACAAAUGGAGACAAAAUUUUAGAAGAAGCCCUUGCUUUCACAACCACUCAUCUGACACUCGGAGUUCCCCACUUGGGCUCUACUCCUGCUAAACAAGUGAAACAUGCUCUUGAACAGCCAUUGCAUAAGGGCAUCCCAUGA
Coffea eugenioides is the source of this 636-nucleotide messenger RNA. Its product is annotated as viridiflorene synthase-like. Gene Ontology annotation, molecular function: terpene synthase activity. The record is from RefSeq and is a predicted model, not a curated record. The transcript has 3 exons. Bases 1 to 636 code for a protein of 211 amino acids. Lineage: Eukaryota; Viridiplantae; Streptophyta; Magnoliopsida; Gentianales; Rubiaceae.